Molecule: messenger RNA, 2173 nt
Organism: Larimichthys crocea (large yellow croaker)
Lineage: Eukaryota; Metazoa; Chordata; Actinopteri; Sciaenidae
Product: putative ferric-chelate reductase 1
Exons: 17
Coding region: 1-1716 (571 amino acids)
Biological process (GO): regulation of postsynaptic membrane neurotransmitter receptor levels; regulation of glutamate receptor signaling pathway
Source: RefSeq, a predicted model, not a curated record
AUGUUGGGCUACAGAUUAGGCUACACCAUACGUACGAGUGAGCUCUGCUAUGGCCAGAGAUGCAGCCAAUCGCGUAGUAUCCACGGUCGUCAGUCAUCAGGACCAGCCCCUCGACCUCCCUUCGCAGUCCUGUUACAGAUACUAGGCCUACAGGAGCUCUGUAAGCUGGUGUUGGGGAUUUCUCGGCCAGAGAUCAGGGUGGUAGUGCUCAGUGUUUGUGUGGCAUGGAAGGAGUCCCCAGACAGUCAAGGAAGCUACGGUUCAGCAGUGAGCCAUACAAGCAAUGCCCGGCAGACAGAGGUUGUCGUCAUCUGGAAUGCUCCUGCAGAUGCUCCCAGACAAGUUCAGUUCUUUGUUUCUGUAGUUGCCCACUACAAAACGUUUUGGGUGAAGCUGCCUGGACCAAUCAUCUAUCAGCAUGGCGUUACUCCCCACCCCACUCAAUCAGAUACUACACCUCCUCCAGUACAAACUACUACACCCUCCAUCCUACCUGAGCCUCUCACUUCUGUGGGAUGUGGCACAUCAAAAUCCUGCCUGUUAGAUCCUCCAGGCUGUAAUCCAAAAGAAGAUCCUCACUGUUUGUUCCUGUCCAUGACUACAGACGGGCCAGACACAACGUCAGUAAUAUUUGAGCUGAGUGGCCCAGCGAAGGGAUACAUCGCCUUCGCACUGUCCUGGGACACGUGGAUGGGCGAUGACGAUGUGUACAUGUGUGUAAAAGAUGGGGAGAGUAUAUCAGUGAGUGCUGCCUUCUUCAGUGGAAGAACACACCCUGAGGACGAGACACAGUCUGGUCUCUCCUCUGUGUCAUGGCGACUGGCAGAUGGAGCCAUUCAGUGCAGGUUCAGUAGACCAGUUAAACUGACCAAUCAGGAACCAGCCCGCUUUGCUCUGGACCAGGAGUACUAUUUGUUUCUAGCCAACGGACAUGCUCGGAAUGGUGUGAUAUGGAAACAUAGUCGCCAGCCAUUAAUCUCCACCCAGAAAAAAUGCAUCACUGGACCCCCUGAGGUUCUGAGAAGCUCCCGGGGUCCCAUGAUUAUGAAAAUGCAUGGGGCCCUAAUGCUGUUAGCCUGGAUGCUAACAGGAAGUGUUGGCACCUUCAUCGCCAGCUUCUACAAACCUGAUUGGCCAAAUCAAACUCUGCUUGGUCAGAAAGUGUGGUUUCAGGUUCAUCGAGCACUGAUGAUGCUAACUGUGACUUUGACCAUUGGAGCCUUUUGCCUCCCAUUUUUCUACAGGAAAGGCUGGAGCAAGCACGCAGGUGUCCAUCCAUACCUAGGCUGCUGUGUUCUGGCAUUGUCUCUGAUUCAACCAAUAAUGGCUAUGAUCAGACCAUCACCUGACUCACACAGGAGGUUCAUCUUUAACUGGGCUCACUGGGGACUUGGGUCUUUGACUGAGAUCAUGGCAGUGGCAGCCAUGUUCCUCGGGAUGCGUCAGUCAUCAUUGCUCCUCCCACAGCCAUGGGCAACGUAUGUUCUGAUUGGUUACGUGACAUGGCUGGCUUCGUUCAGAUUCCUCCUCCUGAUGGACAAGUACCAUUGCAUUAAAAGAUCAGUUUUGGGAUCAGAUGACACAGAGGGCAUCCUUCCUGACCAAUCAGAGCGAGGUUCCAAGAAGUCCUUCAUAAAGUCCCUCCUCCUGGCUGUCUUGGCUCUGGGGAACACUGGCUUCCUGAUUGCUUUGCUGUUCUCGAUUGCUGACAUUUGACAUUUAAUGACGAGAUACAGAAAUAACUUUGACUUAGACCAUCUCUGACAGCAAUUUAAAGGGUGAUUGUUUUAAUGCAAAGCUUGAAACACGAGGAUUAUUUGAAGUUCAGCAAAGUCCAAUAACAGGAAACAUAAUGUACUUUAAUGUUUUAUUCAGCCAAACACACAAUAUUUUUUAUUUAAAUCCAAAUCUACUGUGUAUUGUAUGUUAUAUUUCUUUGUGCUGCUACUUCUUUGACUUUAUUACUCUACAUUUUUAAUUAAUAAUUAAUUAUUUAAUUAUAAUUCUGUAUUCACUGGCAUUAUUAAUUAUCAAAUAGUAGCACUGCUAUGCCCUUUAUUGUAGAAUUCAUGAAAGAAAACUUUUGAAUCAGCAAAAUAGUCCACUGUAGAUGCCCACAAUGACACAUAGUUUGUGGUAAUAAUAAAAUACUAUGGUGUGUGUGUGUGUGUGU